Messenger RNA from Sabethes cyaneus, 933 nucleotides. RefSeq names its product trypsin-1-like. The annotation marks the transcript as partial. Gene Ontology annotation, biological process: proteolysis. Gene Ontology annotation, molecular function: serine-type endopeptidase activity. The transcript is spliced from 5 exons. Lineage: Eukaryota; Metazoa; Arthropoda; Insecta; Diptera; Culicidae. The record is from RefSeq and is a predicted model, not a curated record.
AUGCUUGCUGGCGAUUCGUCACGCCUUACAAGUCAGGAACCAUCAAACGAUACUUUGGCGCUGAAAGGAAACCCAUUUCUGGAAUGGCUCGAACUGCUCACCGGAAUUCAGCGUCCCUCUCCUCCUCUGAUGCCCGCUGAAAAUUGCACAGAAUGCAAAUGCGGAAGAACAAAUCAGGUUAACCGAAUCGUAGGUGGCAUGGAAACACGAGUCAACCAGUAUCCUUGGAUGGCGAUUCUGAAGUACGGAGACUCGUUCUAUUGUGGUGGAACUCUAAUCACCGAUCGACACGUGAUGACCGCAGCCCAUUGUGUGCACGGUUUCAACAGGGCGAGGAUUAGCGUAACCAUGUUGGAUCACGAUCGAUCCAGUAGUUCGGAAACGGAAACCAUCACUUCGAAGGUAGAGCAUAUCUACAAGCACAGUGGCUACAGUCCUUUGAACUACGAUAAUGAUAUUGCCAUCUUGCGUUUGGAGAAUGCACUGGAAAUGAACGAUAAACUGCGUCCGGUAUGCCAACCCAGUUCGGGAGAAUCUUAUGCAGGAUAUAAUGGCAUAGCAACCGGCUGGGGAACAACCUCGCAAGGUGGCCAAGUCUCACCUACUCUGCAGGAGGUUACCGUACCGAUAAUGUCUAAUGAGGAUUGUAAAAAGUCAGCCUACGGAGAAAGACGCAUAACAGAAAAUAUGAUGUGCGCGGGAUUGCCGGACGGUGGCAAAGAUUCCUGUCAAGGGGACAGUGGUGGUCCUCUGCACGCCAUUAGCAAAGAGAUGGAAGCGGACAACGUUCACCAGCUUGUCGGUGUUGUGUCGUGGGGCGAAGGCUGCGCCAAACCGGACUAUCCGGGCGUUUACAGUCGGGUCAACCGGUAUGAGUCCUGGAUUCAAACGAACACCGUUGAUGGGUGCUACUGUAAUGAGGCGUUUCUCAAA